Symbiodinium sp. CCMP2592 is the source of this 2037-nucleotide messenger RNA. NCBI's taxonomy places the organism in Eukaryota, Dinophyceae, Suessiales, Symbiodiniaceae. The record is from the annotation of a GenBank genome assembly.
AUGCAGCCCAGCCGGACACUCAGCAACAUUGGAAACUGGGUCUCGGCGACAAGAAAGAUUCGCCAUUCCGGCGAGCUCUUGCUGGUAGUAGCGAUCGUGGAUCGAGCCGAGGAAGAGGAGGUGGGCAGCGACGGAGACGGGCAAUGGUCCGAAGAUAGCGAUGUCCCGGAGGAUGAACUGAAAGACCUUGUGACCGAGCUGACGGCUGUCACCUCCAGAAUGGCCGCACAAGCACAGUAUUUCAAGGACGAGUGCCCGGCGCCGGAAAGGCAGGAUGGUAAGAAGCCUGCGACAAGCGUUCUAGUCAAGACGUCCAGGGCACAACCAGAGGUGCUGCACGUCGUGCUGGUUAUUGAUGCAGACUUGAGCAUGGGAUCAGAGGACAUUGAAGUUAUGCAGUCAAAGAAAGGCUCUCAGACGAAAUUCCCGGCAAACAUCCGCCGCAUCGACGCCGUUUUCAACUCCUGCCGUGCCUUUCUUGAGACGCAUCAAGAUGCAAGCGGUUUGGGGACGGAUCUUUUUAGCUUGGUGGUCUUCAACAGCAGGGCAGAUGUAGUUUUCGAGAGACAGGCGAAGAAGUAUGCUGAUGGUCAGUUGAAGAAACUCGCCGGCAAGCUCUCGCCGAAGCAUCAAACCAAAUUUCAAUCAGCCUUUCGAACCGUGGAAAAGCUCAUUGGCCUGCAGCAAGUUGCCGAAGAUGUGCGUGUGAUCUUGUUGUCCGACGGCAAGCCUUACGAAAAGUACACCGUCCGCCAGUUGUUUGAGAAGCACUUGCUCAACACAGCUUCUGUUCAGAUGGCGCGAAGCUUUGAGGUUCAUGCUGUGGGUUUCGGCCCAGAGCCGGAGCACUGGGCCAACUUGCGCCACCUUGCGGAGAUGACGCGAGGAACCUUCCAGCAGUCAUCCUUGGAUCAUCUAGCGCUGCGAGAGGCCUUCACAUCUAUAGCUGCAACCAUCACCGUGACAUCGGUCGCAGGCGGCUCUGGCACCUCGUCGGAAGGAACAUCGGUGGCAGCUCCCUUGAAGAGUGCCACGUCGGAGAUUCCUUUCGAUCCCCUUCUGGAUGCCGGAAAGACCUGCGCACGGCGGUGCAGUUUGAUCAAGGUUACCUUACAGAAAGCGAGUCGUUUUGCUGCGCCACGAGAUGCUGAAAGGGAGCUUUGUGCCAACUGUGAUGUGACGGUCGACACGAAGGCUUUUGGUUUUGGAGGUAUGCGGGUUGUGUACCGGAUGGUCGAUUCAUCGAAGAUGAACGAAAAAGAGAAGAUGGUCGCCAAGCGCCUAAUCAAAGAGCCACAUGCCCGUAAGGAGGACAUGCUGCCUUUUUGCCGUUGCACCAGUUUGGCAAUGCAGAUGCGCACAAGCUUCACUGAUGUCAUCUACAAAAAAUGGAUUGCUGUUCCAUACGAUAUUUGGUUUGUUCCGUGUUAUUUGUAUCAAUACUCUUGCCGAAGUGGUGAGCCGGCAUUCUUCCUUGGCGAGCACCAACUCGAGGGCAAGUUCACGAAGUUCAAUAGCAACAACGGGUAUGUGAACAGUGAUGCAGAAAAUGAAGAUUGCAGUGAGCUACUCCAAGCAUUCAGCCAUUAUACAUUCGUCAGGAGCAAAGGGAGCGUCAUGAUCGUCGAUCUCCAGGGUGUAAUUGAUGGAGGCUACAUUCUGUUGACGGACCCACAGGUACACACACGCCAUAAGAAAGUCGACUAUGGGAGAGGCGAUUUGGGGUUCGAAGGUAUGAAGAGGUUCUUCGAGAGCCACUACUGCGGCAAGACAUGCCAUGCGCUCAAGUUACCAGGUGAGCAGCAUGAUCUUUUAAAAAGCAUGGAGCUGGAGAAGGACCGCCGGUGCCAAAUUUGCAUGAAUGCGCCUUCCAAGACAGUGUUGGAGCCCUGCGGACAUUCGGCAGUUUGCAGGGCAUGUGUCCUCAAACUUUUCGAAUCCCCGCAGCCCUCCUGCCCGAUCUGCCGGCAAGCUGUCACCAAAUACCACACUGGUGUAUACAGCACUACAUUUGUGCCGCCAGUCAGGCGUGGCUGA